CUUUCUAUAAGUAGCGAAACACUCGAUCAGCGCCUAAUGCUAUAAAUACCAUAAUCUGAAAAACCCUAGACCUCGCUAAGUAUACUUCACACAAGUAGCUGCCGUAGCAGAGCACCCGCGUAGUUCCUCUGUCCAUCGCUGUGUUAAUUUCAGAGACAAGCCGCAUACCUUUUUGUUCGUUAUGUCAGUCGCAUUCUACGAUCUGGGCUCUGCUACUGGCCUGAAAAAGCUUGAUGAGUACCUCCUCACUCGCAGUUACAUUACUGGAUACCAAGCUUCGAAGGAUGAUAUCACCGUCUAUGUAGCUUUCUCAGGGGCUCCAUCCUCCAGCUACGUGAACACUUCUCGGUGGUACAACCACAUCGACGCCCUUUUGAGGAUCUCAGGUGUUUCUGGAGAAGGGUGUGGUGUGACUGUUGAGGGAUGUGCUCCUGCAGAGGCUGUUGCCACUCCUCCGGCUGAGGAUUCAAAGGCUGCAGCUGCUGAAGAUGAUGAUGAUGAUGAUGACGUGGAUCUGUUUGGUGAAGAGACUGAGGAGGAAAAGAAGGCUGCAGAAGAACGUGCAGCUUCCUUGAAGGCCUCUAGUAAGAAGAAAGAAUCUGGCAAGUCUUCAGUGUUGUUGGAUGUCAAACCAUGGGAUGAUGAGACUGACAUGAAGAAACUUGAGGAAGCAGUAAGAAGUAUUAAGAUGGAAGGACUGCUUUGGGGAGCAUCUAAACUUGUGCCUGUUGGUUACGGAAUAAAGAAGUUGCAAAUUAUGAUGACCAUUGUGGAUGAUUUGGUGUCAGUUGACACUCUCAUUGAGGAACAUCUAACAACUGAACCUACUAAUGAGUAUGUUCAAAGUUGUGACAUUGUUGCCUUCAACAAAAUCUAAUGUGUGUCCAUUGCUGUUUGGAAUGCGUGCACUAGCAGUUUUUUGGAGAGGCCUUCUAUGAUGUAGCUUAUAUGUUUUGUGUUUUUGUUCCAUAGAACUUAAUAUGUGAUUUUUGUGCUGGAUAUGUCUCUUUAAUGGCUGUCUUAGACAAUUUUUCUCUUAAUGGAUCGAUUUGACUAUGGAAUAUCAGUUACUGUGAGAUUGAGAUUGA
Molecule: messenger RNA, 1088 nt
Organism: Theobroma umbraticum
Lineage: Eukaryota; Viridiplantae; Streptophyta; Magnoliopsida; Malvales; Malvaceae
Product: elongation factor 1-delta-like
Biological process (GO): translational elongation
Cellular component (GO): eukaryotic translation elongation factor 1 complex; cytosol
Molecular function (GO): translation elongation factor activity; guanyl-nucleotide exchange factor activity
Source: RefSeq, a predicted model, not a curated record